Poecilia reticulata (guppy) is the source of this 7004-nucleotide messenger RNA. Its product is annotated as prospero homeobox protein 1-like. Gene Ontology annotation, cellular component: nucleus. Gene Ontology annotation, biological process: regulation of transcription by RNA polymerase II. The record is from RefSeq and is a predicted model, not a curated record. Lineage: Eukaryota; Metazoa; Chordata; Actinopteri; Cyprinodontiformes; Poeciliidae. Gene Ontology annotation, molecular function: DNA-binding transcription factor activity, RNA polymerase II-specific; RNA polymerase II cis-regulatory region sequence-specific DNA binding.
AUGAAAGCCACAUUUCCUCCUGGGCUUCAUGGCACGAGCUUCUGGAGCAAAGGUAUGUAUUCUUCCAGCGACGUCUGCCUGGCCGGCUGCACUGCAGAGCAUCUGCCCCCCAGUCACCCUGACCCACCGCCAUCAAAUUUAGGUGGUUUUUACACCUCACACAAGGACAGCAAGAACAUCAAGGGGCUGAUUCACAGGAUUGAAAACACUGCUUCAGGUUUAUCGUGUUCCGUCCCGGUGGAGUAUAAUCUGUCCACAGGGAGCACAAGAACACCUUUGUCUCCUGCUUUUUCCAGUCAUUACGACUGGAGUCUCAACAGCGGCCAUCAAGCCAAGCGUGCCAGAGUUGAGAACAUCAUCAAAGGUAUAACCUGCACAGAUGUCGUGCCAAAUCACCACGAGGAGACCGGCUGCGUGCAGGAGGGAGAAGAAAGGGUCGAAGUGUCGGCUUUACAUCAGAGACUCGUGGAAACGAGUGGAACUGAAAGCCUGAGAGAAAGCCACCGGCACCUCAGAGAGGUUAGGACGAAAUUCAGUCCCAUCUGCAAUGAUGAGAAGUUUCCCAGAUGGAGCGUCUCAUCUGAAGCAUCUACAGACGAGGUACUUUCUAAGUCCUGCAGCGACUCUGAAAGCAGUCCAGGUAAAAUUCAUCAGGAAUGGAAGAAGGCGACGCUAGGCCACCUCGGCUCCAAGCCGGAUCGGGUGAAGCUAAUGGCAGACAUUUUAAAGUACGAGCUGACCCGAGCUGUGAGCAGGAGUGUGGACUCCAUUUUCAAAAGCAUGCCGCUUAUACAGACCCCAGCUGAGAUGGAGACUUCAGAAACUACUCUCCCUCCUCAUUUGGCAGAGUGCAUGGAGGACAAAUUAAGAUGUGGGACAGCAGAGGUUCUGCUCCCAGACGUCCAAACAGAAGCUCUGUCUCUGGUGGUCCAAAAGCCAGAGCUGGAACGGCCGCGAAACUUCAUCCUCCAGUCUACAUCGGCGGCUCCUCUUACCCCCAAAUCUCCCAUCUUCUUCAGCAGUGAGCCUGAACAAGCAUCGGAGCAAGACAACAUCACACACCAUCGACGGUACGGUUUUAACUGUUUACCGGGUGGAUGCUCUGAAGGCGGUGAGCAAAGAUUGGACACGUAUUGGAAUUUGGUCAAAGUGAAAUCAAAGGUCACCUCCAGAUCUGUGAGAAGCCCUCACACACACACUGUGCCGGUGGAUCAGGUGAUUCUUGAAAGCCUGCAGCUCCCGCAUGUGAAGUUAGAACCAGAUUGCUUCGAGAAAAAUAACCUCUAUAUGUUGAACGAGUGUCUGACAACAAACCACCUGAAGAAAGCAAAGCUCAUGUUCUUCUACACUCGCUAUCCGAGCUCAGUGGUGCUGAGGAUGUGCUUCCAUGACGUGCAGUUCACACGCUGCAUCACCUCCCAGCUCAUCAAGUGGUUCAGCAACUUCCGGGAGUUUUACUACAUCCAGAUGGAGAAGUUUGCCCGGAGCGCUCUCCUGGAGGGGGCGGCCGACGUCAGGGAUCUGACUGUAAGCAGAGAAUCAGAACUUUUCAGAUCUCUAAACAUGCACUACAACAAAGCCAACGACUUCCAGGUUCCUGACCGAUUCCUUGAAGUGGCUGAGAUUACACUGAGAGAGUUUUACAUUGCAAUUUCAAUGGGCAAGGAUCGCGACCCAUCCUGGAAGAAGACAAUCUACAAGGUGAUCUGCAAGCUGGACAGUGACGUUCCACCUGAAUUUAAAAGUCAUCACUUUGGAUGAACAUCAGCCAAAAAGGCAUCUUGUGCCACAGAGUGGACUUACUGAGUAAUUUAGUUUUAAAUGGGAAAAGAAAGGCAAAUAUAUGAACGGUAAGUAAUAUGGAUGUCAGAACGAAGAAGAGUAAUGGUUGAUUAUGUAGCUUCAGCUUCUUACUACUAUACAAAAGCUACCAACGUUAACUCAGUGAGUGAUCUUAAAUGUUUUCUGUAUUAAAAGGAAAUCUUUAACAUGUUAGUUUUGAACAUCUUUAGGUUACCUAAAAAAAAAAUAAAAAAAAUAAAAAUCCAGAUUUGUGAAGGACUUUCUCAAAAUGCACACAAAACAAGGUCCACACCGGAGAGCAAAAAUAUUUAAUAUUUAACAUAGAAAAUACAUUUUAUUUAGAUGAAUACAAUUUCAAAACUUACUCCACAUGAUUAAAUCUAGCACAUUUACUUCCCAUACUUACCAUAAGUCCAUCAGGUUUGAUUUGUUCCGUUGGUACUCGGGCAAAAUGUCUCCAGGAGAAAUGCUCUUUGCUCUUCUAGCUUCAGGGAAUCCAGGCAGACGAAUCCAGAUUAAAAUCCAGAGUGGGAAAAUUCAAACCCUGGGUUUCCUUCAGUCUUCGAAGAGUUUAAACAUGGAAAAGAAAAAUGUUGAUAACACCAGUCUUUUUUUUUUUCUAUUACAUGUUAAUAAAUUACACACAAUAAAUGUAGCUACCCAUGCUGAAAGAAAGUGGGGCCUCCUUCUAACAUUCUUACUAAGAAGCACUAAAUGACCUGACCUCUCAGUUUUCUGGAGACCAACCCAGGUAAAGUCAAAUCUCAAAUUCCAGUAUUACCAAAAGGUUUGUACUUUUUGUAUUUCAGUAAGAGAAAUGUUGUGACCUCUUUAAGUCUGCAGACUUGACAAGUUGUCAAGCAUAGAGUAAGUGUUAGUCAAAAGGUCAGUUCCACAAAAGUUGAUUGCUCACAAAGCCCCGUUUCUAGGCAUAUUAAUGGAAAGUUGAGCUGAAUGAAAGUGUGGUAGGAAAAAAAGCGCAGAAGCAACAGGGGUAACUUUAGUUUUUAGAGAACUGUGAAGCAAAGGAUCUUUCAGGAGUUUGGGGGAGAUUCACAAGAUGUAGAGAGAGUCCAGAGUUGGUUCUUCAAGAGCCGCCAAAUAUACAUAUUCAAAAUAAUGAUCUAUGACAAUUCCAGUCUUUCUGCUAAACCACUCCUGAAACACAGACAUCAGAAGAGUCUUACCUGGGCUAAGAAAAAGUGCAGGACUGUUGUCGAGUGGACUGAAUUAAAAUGUGCUAAUUUGGAAAUCAAGGUCCCAGAAUCUGGAGAAAAAGUGAAGAGGAAUACAAUUGAAGUUGCUUCAGAUCCAAUGUUACGUUUCCAGUCUGUGAUGACUUUGGGUGCCGUGUCAUCUGCUGGCGUUAGUCCAAAAUCAGAGCGACCACCUGACAGGACAUUGUAGGGCACUUCAAGCCCGCUUCUUUCGAAAAGGCUUAUGAAGACGGUGAUUUCACCUCCCUAAAGGAAUUCACAUCUGUUCACAUUGAACUGAAUUUUAGUUUUCCUUAUUUUAUGCUAAGAAUACGGAAAUUGGCAAACUACACUGAAACAAACACUGCCUGGCCAAAAAAAAAAAAGUGAUAUUUUGUUUGACCACCUUUAGCUUUGAUUACGAAACACAUUUGCUGUGGCAUUGUUUUGAAAAGCUGCUGCUGUAUCACAAAUUAUUUCCAUUAUCUUUUCACCAAGAUCUUGUUUUGAUGUCCGACCACCUCUCAAGGCCAGCAUAUCCCCAGGAUUCUCAAUGGGAUUAAGGUCUCAACUGCAUGGUGGCUGAUCCAUUUGUGAAAAUGAUGUCCCAUGUUCCCUGGACGACUUUCACAAUUAGCCUAAUGAAUCAUUGACAAAGGUAUAUUUCAAGAUGACAUCAGGGAGGAAAAACUUCAUUGACAAAAUUACUUGAUUAUUCAGCAUCUUCAGGUACAGCUGACCUCAUAAUGUUGUGAACCUAAAUCUGACCAACCCUGGAUCACAGGGCUGCCCCCAGGGGUUUGUACAGUACACACUAGGCAUGUUGAGUGCAUCACUUCAUCUGCCUCUCUUCUUACCCCGAUGUGCCCAUCACUCUGGAAUAGGGUAAAUCUGGGCCCUUCAGACUACAUGAUCUUCUUCCAUUGGUCCAGUCGUCUUAUUUUGCUCCUUGCAUAUUUAAGCCUUUUUCUCCCGUUAGCUUCAAUGAUUAAUGGUUUUCUUAUGGCUACACAGCUAUUGAGUCCCAAUCGAAUGGAUUCCCUUUGCAUUGUGCACAUAGAAAUAUUUUUACUGGCAUUUAAUAGUUUUUAACCCAUUUUUAGUAGUUUCUCCAAUCUCACUAGAUGUUUUCUCUGCUUGGUGCCAGUGAUUUUCCCUUUCUUAAACAGACCAACAUCUUUUCCACAACCACGGGAUGCGUCUUUUGACAUGGUUGUUUAAGAAAUGAGAAGCUACUCAUUGCAUCUUUAGGGGUUAAAUAACAUGUUACCAUAAGAGAUAAGUGAGCAUGCACGAAGGAGGUUCAACGUAAUUACUUGUUUUGGCAAAAAAAAAUUUGGCCAGGUAGUGUAGAAUUUAAAAAAAAAAAAUUAAUAAAAGUAUAAAUUUGAUUAAUGAAUUGAAUUGCUACAAGUAAAUAAAUUUUUCAAUAUGAAGUUUAUGAUAAUGGAUUGAAACAUUCUGUAUUAUUGUUUGAUAUCUGCUAUUUGGGUGUUAGCAUUUAUACGUAUUAAGACUAACGAGAGAAAAACAAAACAAAACAGGAAAACACCAAUCUGUGUAGAUCACGGUUCACCUCAUGAUCACAAACGUGCAAAAAUACAAUAUGUUAGCGUUCAAACAGUACCUCUGAAAUGUUAAUGACACUGAUAUUUCUUAUGACUCUUUCGCUGUAAAAAAGGUAAACCAGUUCAGUUGAAACAACUACCAUAGGACAUAAUGAGUAGUAGCAGUUCAAGAAGGUGGUAUAGUGGAAACUAUUGUUCAGCAGUGGGCAACUAAAUGCAAAGAAUUUUCCAGAGACUGAAGGCAAAUAUGUGUUCAAAAGCACAUGUCUACAUAGUGCAUAUUUGUCCAUAUUUCUGUCGUCAGUUAAAAUCCAAGUUUAAUUGGAAUAAAAUUAUUGGUGACUACAAUUAUCACAAUAAGUCGGUAAUAAACCUUUUCACAUAAAAAUUUAAGAUAAAAAUUAUGCGGGGUUUUUUUCCAAAAUAGAAUGUUAAAACAGUAAUGAGCAAUAAUCUGAGUUACUAUUGCUCUUGAGUUAUUAAAAAGGUCAAUUUUAAACACCAAAGAUAAUUCCAAAGAUAAUUUAUCCCCUUAUGCAUUUCUUGUCCUUCCCUUCUUGACACCUAAAAGUUUUAAUAUUGGAUCAACAUAACCCAACAAUAUUUUUACCUCAAUAAAUGAAAUUUUAAUUGUUUUUUUUCCAAUUCCAAUUUCAUUUAUUAUGGGAAGAAAUAUUUUUCCAAACAACCUGGGCCUUUGUGCGGCAGUUAUUGGCCACUUGCUCAAUCAUCAACAAUCCAUUAUAAGAGUAAAUUUCCUUAUAAUGGAAUAAACAAAUAAUUAAAAAUAAACAAAAAUUGCAAGUAUUUUAAACUGGGCAAAAAGGUCUGAAAAGGCAAUGUAACAUGUCCUGAUUUAAAUAAAAAAUUCAAGAACACUUAGCCAAAGUUAUUGGUAUCCAUUAGUCAGGAACAGGUUGCAGAGCCGUUUCUAAGACUAUAGUUAAAUCAAUCACCAACAAAUAUAGAAAACAUGAAAUAGUGGUGAGUUUUUCAUAUGUUUAUGACCUUAAGCUCAAGCACACUCUGAUAAUGCAGCAGAGUAAUGAUCCAAAGAACACCAUCCAGUUUAAAUACCUUAAAAAAAAAACCCAAAAGUAAUAUUUUUGGAAUGUUUUACUCAAAGUCAGACUUAUAACUCAUUCGAAAUGGUUUAAGUUUAGGUCAAUUCAUACUCAAAAGCACCAUUUACUCAAGUUAUUGUCUGAUUAAACUUGAUUGGGUGAUCAGAAAAUUCAAAAAAGCAAAAACAGAAGUAAUAUGAAUUGGGGAGGGUUACUUUUUCACAGCACUGGAUGAAAAGUAAUAAGUCCACUGUUUAUUGAAAGGAAUUGGCUCCUUUUUACUUUAAUAUUUUCACCACCACCUUGUAACAUGCACUGCCAAUGAACUCUAAGGGUGGCAGUUACAGGAGAUGGGACUUAAAGAUCUUUAUUAAUGACCUACUUCCAUGUUGGAUCGGUUUAUAUAAAAAUAUAUACAUGUUCAAUUUACAAAAAUAUUCAUUCGCAUAACAGGGAACCUAGACGAACAAGAGUUGAGUACAGUUGAUAAUCGUCUUAGUCUGGAGAUUAUGACUUCAAAGCCAAAACAUAAAUGUACAGAGACGAGACUUUCAUUGUAGAUUAGCAAUAAACUGAACAAAAAGUCUUGCCAAACACAAAGCAACACAGCCAAUUCUCCAAGCAUCAUUAUGAAACCCCACUGACAAAUCUUAUUAGUUUAUAAUGUUGUGAACCUUUUAUUUUUCCUUUACAGCACAUUGACUAAGAAACAGUGUUACAGGUAUACAGUACAUGAGGUAUAAAACAAGAGAAAAAGGUAAAAGAUGCCUGAAUACUUAAACAAAAUAAGCACAAAUUAUUAACUACAACUCAUCCCAGAGGGAAAAAUGUGUUCUUUAUAAUUAUUAGUGAAGUGACAAAAAUUACUGAUAACUGUUGGGAAUAUUGUACUGACGAAUGUUUCACCGUCAAGGAGCUGGAGCAUCUUCACAUUCUGGGCACCUGUGGAAAGCAAAUAAUGUUAUUUAAUGAUAGACUUGUUUACAAUAAACAGUAAAGGUUAAAAUCUUAAGCAACAACAAGAUCUGUCAUACUUUCACAGCUAGCAUCUAACAUUACAAUUGCUCCCCAUCAACCAAACAACUAUCAGUUGAAAGGAAAGGCCACAGAUACACCAUUAAGGGCUACAGAUAUUACACUUUUUCAGUAAAACUAAGCUGAUUGUGCAGUUUCAUCCAAAGUAAGCUUUCAAGACAACUCAACUGUCUUUAAAUUGAGAAUUUGCUGCAACCCACAGGAUAAAAUACACCUAUGGUAGGAAAGUGCCAUAUAGACUUCUAAUAAAGUCCAUAAAAAACAUUCUUGGGAUAAAAGAUACUAGUCUUUACAUUUUGUUUUUUAGGAUUUAUAAAUCAUCAUCUAACAUUCUUAAA